Spodoptera littoralis (African cotton leafworm) is the source of this 4114-nucleotide messenger RNA. NCBI's taxonomy places the organism in Eukaryota, Metazoa, Arthropoda, Insecta, Lepidoptera, Noctuidae. The record is from the annotation of a GenBank genome assembly.
AUAUAUUUUGCAGACGCUAUUUGAAGUUCUGACACGCCAUAAUGAUUUUGCGCCUAGUGUUUAGUUUUUUUUUCUUAAGUGUCGUAACGGGAAAUCCACAGUUGGAUGUCAAGCCAGCAGAAUCGGCGGUAUCAAAGUCCGGGUCCGGCACAGGUCUGUCUUCUUCUAAAGAAGACUGUUCGUGUGAGGACCAAGAUCACAAUAAUUUGGUCCAAACAUCGACUCAAGUCGUGUCUUCUACAAAAGUCAGUCAAUCACCUGAAUUAAGAUUAGCAGAGGUACCACAUCCUCAACAGUAUGCUGCAGACGAGCUGCAGAUCGCAGAGAAGACCAUAUGCGUCACACCAACUAUGAUCCAAAAUAUUGUUAAGGCAGCUCUAACGUACGUAACUCAAAUACCCUUAGAGCUAAAUAACAUUGUAGAUCAAAUUGAUCAAGAAAUAAAUAAAAUGUCAGUUAUCGAAUCUAAAAAAGAAUCAAUUGUAAGACAGUCUGCAGAACCAACAGAAUCCCAAACAAUAUACCAAAUGAUAAACAAGCCUCGAUCUCAUACAAGAACUAAUUUACUAUUGCAAUAUGAUCUGCCUGGCGAACAGCGGCCAAAUUGUAUAGAAGCUUUAGAAAAGCUGAUUGAGAUAGCAUAUAAGGCGUAUCUAGAAAUAGAACAUCAACCACAAUGUCGAGAUUAUUUGUACAAGUUUGCAAGUACAUACAAAGAAGACCGACCACGAGGAUACCUCGAAAAUGGCCAACCCGACAUAAAAUCUUUGAUAUUUAACAUUUUAGAAGAAAUACAGAAACAAAGGCCCGUCACUAGCACUUUUCCAUCCGAAAGUGAUCGUUAUGGAGGGUUUGAAGUACCCACACAUAAUGUUUACACACCUUAUACACCGCCAGUGACUCAAGUUAUUGAACAUACAAUCUCACCAGUUCCUGAACGGCUUCCGAACACGCCAACGCUACAAAUAAAUGAAUAUACAUACCCUCAGCCCCAGUCGAUCAAUUUCCCAGCGCCACCACCAGUAAAUCAAAUUAUUGAACAUACAAUCUCACCGGUUCCUGACCGGCAUCCGAACCCGGAAACACUACAAAUAAAUGAAUAUACAUACCCUCAGCCGCAGUCGAUGACUUUCCCAGCGCCACAACCAGUUAAUCAAAUUAUUGAACAUACAAUCUCACCGGUUCCUGACCGGCAUCCGAACCCGCAAACGCUACAAAUAAAUGAAUAUACAUACCCUCAGCCGCAGUCGAUGACUUUCCCAGCGCCACCACCAGUUAAUCAAAUUAUUGAACAUACAAUCUCACCGGUUCCUGACCGGCAUCCGAACUCGGAAACACUACAAAUAAAUGAAUAUACAUACCCUCAACCCCAGUCGAUCAGUUUCCCAGCGCCACCACCAGUAAAUCAAAUUAUUGAACAUACAAUCUCACCGGUUCUUGACCGGCAUCCGAACCCGCAAACACUACAAAUAAAUGAAUAUACAUACCCUCAGCCCCAGUCGAUCAAUUUCCCAGCGCCACCACCAGUUAAUGAAAUUAUUGAACAUACAAUCUCACCGGUUUUUGACCAACUUCAGAACACGCAAACACUACAAAUUAAUGAAUAUACGUACCCUCGACCCCAGACUAUCACUUUCCCAGCGGCAUCACCAGUAUAUCAAGUUCUUGAACAUACAAUCUCACCGGUUCCUAGCCGGCUUCCAAAAACGCAGACACUACAAAUAAAUGAAUAUACAUAUCCUCAGCCCCAAAUGGUUACUCUCCCACCACUACCACCAACAUAUCAAGUUCUUGAACAUUUGACAAUCUCACCGGUUCCUAGCCGGCUUCCAAUAACGCAAACACUACAAUUAAAUGAUCAUACAUACCCUCGGCCCCAGAUGGUCACUCUCCCACCGCUACCACCAAUUCAGAAAGAUACAAUAAUGAAACAUACUACUAUGCCGAUAAAACACGUACCCAUCAAACCCAUUCAACCCGAGGGGGUAAUAAAUCUCAUUACAAAACUUUUACAAACCAGCGACAAGCCGAACAAUGGUAAAGUGUAUGACCACAUCACAAAGCUCGUGGAACUCAAUCCAAAUAUUUUCCAUCCACAGUUACUGAAACACAUAACCACUAUCCUGAAAACUCAUAAGCAAAGUAACGUCCCGCGAAUAAAGGAUUUGCUCCUAUCUCUUCUUAGUGUACAACAAAAACCGCAGUUGAAAGAUGCUUGCACAGAGACACUGCUGACCUACUUACAACCAAAUAAUAUAGGCCAAUACGAUGCAAGAUUGGUUGACGUUUUAUUGUAUUUGGUCAAUAAACAACCAUCUCUUUCUGAGUGUAAUUACAUAUCAUCUAUUUUGAAUCCAUUUAUGACAGGAUUACCUACAACAGGCGAAUACGCAGAAAUAGCCUUCAAUGUUAUACGGCAAAUACAAACUCAAGUACUAACCCCAGAACAGACUAAUAUUAUUACGACAUUAUUGACUCCCUACUUACCAGAUCUUGAAAAUUACAAUAAAGAGCCAGCGGUUAUAGUCGCCAAAGAAUUAUCGAAAUGGAAUGGAAUGGGAAUAAGUCCCAAACAAUUUAAUUCAAUAUUAAACAUUUUGAGGCCAGCAUACCCAAAUAGUAGUAUAGACCAACGAGCUAUUGAUAUUAUAUAUUUCCUUUUGAUUAAUGGACAUCGCCUGAUUCCGGAGUCUAUAGAAAUAAUUUUAAUGUUGUUGUCGCCGCAAAAUGGAAUUGUUGACUCCAGACGACUUGAUUUUAUCCACAUAAUAUUCAAUGAGCUGCUAAGAUCCCCUAAACAUGGACUGCUCCUAUUGUCGUUGCUUAUAGAGAAUGGUCCCUAUAUUUUGAAUUCAAAAUAUGUGGAAAUAUUGAUUAUACUAAAACAUUAUAACUUAAUCACUAUAGAAUUAUUAGAUGUUCUUGUAAAACUUCUGAAUGAUGAAAUAAAUGGACAACAAUUAGACAACAAUAAAAUUCAGACAUUGAUCCACCAUGUAACACAGCACCAACAGAAUUAUCCACAACCUGUGGCUGAUAUUUUGGCACUUUUGAAUCAAGGUGGUCUUCCGGGAACAGGUCUUCAAUUGCUACAGUCUCAACCACAAGAACCUAUGGAUGUAAUGACUGAAAACAGUGAAACUCACAUACCACCGUCCGUCGACUUCACCAAUGAGUAUCGCACGCCCGACGAUGGAUAUCAAACGAUAGAAGAAACAAACGUAAUAACUCCAAUAUCUCCAUUAAAUCCAUUAAAUCCAAACCCUGAAGACGACUUAGUGCAAAUCUUUAAGUGGUUGGAGAGUCACGGGCUAUUGAACCCAGAUCAAACAUCUAAUAAUGAACUGGUCAAUAAAAUAUUGAAGAUUUUACAACUGGGCGAGCGGGAGUUAGGUGUCCUCGAGUUGACAUACAUGUUGAAACACGCGAAGCCCCUGAUUUAUCAACCCGUAUAUUAUGUGAAGUAUAGACUGCCAAUAUUGAACUUCAUAUCGAACAUGAAGACCUUACUAGUGGAGAACCCUAACCUGAACGCUGAUCCCAUGAAACUGUUACAAGAACUGAUAGUUGUGUCCAAUGUAACAGAGGUGUCACCGAAUCUACAGGGCUUCCCCAAAGAAGAAAUAUUGAAAUUAACGUUAUAUGAUGGAGAUUUAAUUCAAGCGAAGAUUCUUGAUGAGCAGAACAUGAGUUUGAAUGAGCAGAUCACAUAUGUCCACACAUUGAACGCAGAUAUCUCACCUGAGGAGCUGUUGCAGUUGAACGAGAUGAACGAAGCCAAGUUCUUCCCUAACUUAAUACAGACGAAUGGCCCUAGUAAGCUAACGAUAUUAGGUAACACGAUAGAUAAAUUCGUGGAGUUUCCACCUGUUCAAUAUCAGCAGGUGAUCUCCACCUCCAAUCCAGGGGUAACUCAUGAAACUCACACAGUGCAUCAGACGUACAUCGAACGAACGAACCAGCACACCACACCGCAAUCUGUUCCGCAAACCCUAGUUCUGCCCAUCAAGUAGAAAACAGUCAUCUUUUGUUUUUUAUUAAAAUAUACCUUAGGACAAAACGUGUAGUUUUAUUUUUGUUUGUAUAAAUAAACAAUAUAAUAUUACGUAACUCC